AGUGGUCACCGAGGGAUGUGCGGUAUUAUCGUAACCGAGUGCGACUAAAGAAAAACCGAAUCCGAAGCGUUUAUAAUAUAGUUACUUCUUUUCCACGGCGUGUGUUUCUUCAUAUUAUCUUCGGCUAUAUUAUAGCUUUCUCGGGUGCGCACAUAUACUCUCUCUCUCUAUCUAUCCAUUUCUCUCUCUUUCUCUCUCUUUAUCUCGUGCGCGUGCGGUAUCUCUUUUUCUCUCUCUCUCUCUCUCACUCGUUUUUAUACACGCCUCCCUACCGCGACGCGAUUAUUAAACUCCGUCGCGAAUUGUCUAGUCAGUUCUUUUAUUUCGAAGGAUCUCGUCGUUACCCCGCCCUUUGUUUCUCUCUUUCUCUCUUUCUCUAUCUUUCUCUAUCUAUCUUUCUCUCUAUUUAUCUAUCUCUCGCUCUUUCUUCGCCCGACGAUCGAAGAAUUAACCGAAAUCGUCGUAUAACACCGCCGAUCGUGAUAUUUAUUUAAGUAUUAUUGUACAAAGACUAUAAAAACUACAUAGCCGACACAAUGUCCGUAGACAAAGAGGAAUUGGUGCAGCGCGCGAAGCUCGCCGAACAGGCGGAGAGGUACGAUGACAUGGCAGCUGCAAUGAAAUCCGUCACUGAGACGGGAGUUGAGCUGUCGAAUGAGGAAAGGAACCUCCUCUCAGUGGCGUAUAAGAAUGUCGUUGGCGCGAGACGUAGCUCGUGGCGAGUAAUCUCAUCUAUUGAGCAAAAGACCGAAGGCUCCGAACGCAAACAACAGAUGGCGAAGGAGUAUCGGGAAAAGGUGGAGAAAGAACUACGUGAAAUUUGCUACGAUGUUCUGGGUCUUUUAGACAAGUACCUGAUCCCUAAAGCUAGCAACGCCGAAAGCAAAGUAUUCUACCUCAAGAUGAAGGGUGAUUAUUACAGGUAUCUCGCAGAAGUUGCCACUGGUGAAACCAGGAACGCUGUGGUAGAUGAUAGCCAGAAGGCGUACCAGGAAGCGUUCGAUAUCAGCAAGUCAAAGAUGCAACCCACCCAUCCGAUCAGGCUAGGUCUAGCUCUAAAUUUCUCGGUCUUCUAUUACGAGAUCCUCAACUCACCAGAUAAGGCCUGUCAGCUGGCCAAACAGGCAUUUGACGAUGCGAUCGCGGAACUGGACACAUUAAAUGAGGACAGCUACAAAGACUCCACGCUGAUUAUGCAGUUGCUGCGUGACAACCUUACUCUUUGGACCAGUGACACGCAGGGCGACGGGGACGAACCACAGGAGGGCGGCGACAACUAACCUUCCUAAGCUUAAGUCCUUUCUAAUCUAAUAAGAGCAUCCUAUUCUCUAUCGUCUCCCCCGUCCCUUGAAGUGCUCACCCAUCUCCAUCCACCCCGUAUCUCCAUCCAUCCAUUCAUUCACACCCGUUUUCUUUUCGUCCUCGCGUUUCCUUCUACCUUCCUUCCCUCUACCCUUGUUCCCUAUCCAUCAUUCCUAUCCUCCUCAUCCAACAUCCCUUAUACUGUCCGUAUAUCUCCUACGCCCUCUUCUAUCUUCCCUCCUUUUGCCACACUUUCGAAACAAUGCUCCAAAUCCUUUUUUUCUCUUCUCUACGAUAACUAAAAAAUCUCCUUGUCUAAUGUCCCGCCAACAACAACAACAGCAACAACAUCAACAUCACAUCCGCACAUCAUAAUAAUGUUGCCGAUGCCGUCGCCACAGCUAUACUACAUUCGGCUCGAUAAUAGCUCCGAACGCAAUGCCUCUCUUCUAUAUCAUCGAUUUAAAAAAGGGGGGGGGGAACAAAAAAAGAAAAGAAAGAAAGAAAUGAUUCUCGACCAUGUCCUUUCGUCUAAGUGAAAUACAAUACAUCGCAUACUUCCUCCUCCUCUCAAUAUGUUGCUCUCUCUUUUUCUCUUUAUCUCUCUCUCUCUCUCUCUCUCUCUCUCUCUCCCCCUUUCUCUCUUUCUCAUAUACACACAAUGCUACAUUUCUUUAUUAUCACUAUAUCCAUGUGCGGAACAAUGAAACAUUGUUGUUAUAUAUAAUUGGGAAAGAAGAGCGAUAUGAGAGAGAGAGAGAGAAAGAGGGGGGGGGGAGAGAGAGAGAAAGAGAGAAUAGAUUGUCGAAAGAUAUAAAAGUGGACAAAUGUGUUGAACGAGCAAUGAACGAACGAACGAACGAACGAGAGAAAGAAAGAAAAAAAGAAAGAAAAAGUGAGAGAAAGAAAGGAAAACGAACGACUGCGAAUGAAUGAACGUAUGAGUGAAUGAAAGUAUGUAAUAAUGAAUGUAAUAAUGAAUGAGAGAGAAAGAGGAAGUAUAUAAUAGUAAGCCAGCUCCCCUCUCCUACUCUCACGGUUGGGGGCUCACGGCGUUGUACGAGCAUAUAACGUUUGUUUGUUGGUAUCGUUGUGUUUCGCGACGAAAAGAAAUGGUACGAAAAGAAAUGGAACGUCAUUAAAAUGGAUCCUCUUGGGGGUUUUUGGCACGAAGUCUCAAAAGUGUUUAACCACACUACAUCCCCGUAUAAUAUUUAUCUGAACGAAGGAAAACAGGAAGCGGUAAAAUAGUGAAUGAUGAAACACAAAAAGAAACGAGCUAAUAAUAACAAUGAUAAAUAAAAGAGAAAAAAUUACACAGAAAGGGAAAAGGACAGGAAGAAAUAAAGAAAAAUAGGAAGAGAGAGAAACAGAGGGUAUUUUCGCAGAUCUUGUCUCGUCGUUCGUUGUAUGUCUCUUUGAUGAAACUUUGCGUCUGAGGAAGAGAGAGAUAGCGUAUAAGAAGCGAAAGAGUAAGAAAAUAAACGCAAUAUAUAUAUUAUAUAUACACACAUACACAUAUAUGUAUUAACGUCACUAUAUAUAUAAUGUGUGUUGGAGGAGCGUGAAAAGGGGGAGAAGAAUUUCUAAUUACGGAGAGAAACAUCGAGAGAGAGAGAGAGAAAGAGAGAGAGAGAGGAGAGAGAGAGAGAGAGAGAGAGAGAGAGAGAGAGAGAGAGAGAGAAGAGAAUCUUUGGUGGUGACGGAAAAAUAAAAUUCAAGAUGUCAGUUUUAAAGUCGCUCUAAGAUACAAGACAGAAAGCGUGUUUCUUCUGUGUGUCUUUUUUGUGUAUGUUGCCUAUAUGUGUCCACGCGUUGGAAUGAAAGAAUGAAUGAGUGAGAUAGAAUGAGAGAGAGGGAGAGACUGAGUGAAUGUUAAGAAAAUGUUUGUAACUUUUCGCGCGUCGUGACGAGACACGAAAUGCGAAUAAUAUAAUAACAUGAGACGACACCACCACCACCACCACCACAACAACCACUACCAACCACAAAUGUCACUGUCACUACUCCCAGAUCUGUUUGCUACUUUUACCGAUUCUCAAGAGUAUCGCUAGAUAAAAAACAAAGAAAAGGAGGAGCGCGAAAGUUCGAAGAAUAUGAUAUGCGACGAAAGAAAAAAAAAUAAGAAAGAUAGAUAGAGAAGGAGAAAGAAAGAGAAAAAAAUAAGCACGCAUGAAUCUAAACUGCAUUAUUAUCCAGUUGUCAUUAAAUUAAAUUUCACAUUGUCUAGGAAGUACGAUUAUUAUUAUUAUUAUUAUUAUUAUUAUUAUUAUUAUUAUUAUUAUUAUUAUUAUUAUUAUUAUUAUUAUACGAAGGGAAGAACGCAGGAGGAGAAAGGAGAGUAAAAAAAAGAAAAAAAAAAAACAAAUACAGUAAGUUAUUAAGUUCCAAACGACAUCAGUGGUGACUUGAUUUAACACACUUUUUAAUAUAUUUUAUACGUGUAUACACGUUACCGAUAUAUCUCUUAUCCCUCCUCCCAAACCAACCCCCGAAACUUCUAAAUCCUCUCCAAUACCUUAAGCGCCUCAUUAAAAAACCAUCUUCUUGCAUAUACGUCGGUAUAAUUAUUAUUCUUUUUGUUCGCAUCGUCCAUUCUUUUUUGUCCGUUCAAAAGGAAAAAAAAAACUCGAUCAUCGCGAUAUACUCGCAUUUUUUCUCUCCAAAUACUUAACGAACGGUCAUUGUUAGUAGUGUGCUCUAAUUGUGUCGUCGUUAAAAAAAAUAAAAAAAGAAACGAAAAAAAUCUGUAUAUCAUCCGAGAUGAGUGAAAAGAGAAAAAAUUCCAAAAUUUAGAAAGAGUGAAAGAGAAAGAGAGAGAGAGAGAGAGAGAGAGAGAAAAAGAAAAAGAAAAAGAAAGAAGAAGAAGGAGAAGAGAAGUUUCAAAGAGAUCUUCGCUUUUAAUCGUCGUCGUGGCCGUUUUCGCAACAAGCUCGCGCAAACGCGAUAGAUAAAAAUAUGGGACCGGGGAAGAGAAAAAGGAGAAAUUUUUUAGAUUCUUUUUUCUCUCUACAUUUUGUUUCCUCUUUAAAAAAAUAAAAGACAAAAAAAAGAAAGAAAGAAAGAAAGAAAUAGAAAAAAGGAAUAAAAUAAAAAUGAAAAGAAAAUAAAGAAAAAUUAUCGAAAAGUUUCUGAAUUAAUAUAUCGAGAGAAACGCGCGUUAUACAUCAUUAUAUGUAAUGUAAUUCGUCCAAUUAUACCGCGACAACUUUUUCUUCAUUAAUACGUUGAUAAAAUACGUAGAGGGUGUCCCAAUUUUCUCGACUCUUUCCUCACGCACACUCCUCUAUUAAAUCAACCCUCCCACCGCUCUUUUGAAACGUUAUGCGCAAUAAUAUAUAAAUAUAUAUAUAUAAUCUAUAUAUCAUUAUACGGUCCCAGAAAAAAAAAAUUACAAAAAAAUGUUUAAUGCAUAUAGUUAUAAUCGUAUUUGCGCCGAAGAAGAAAGGAGAAUAACGGGGGGAGAAAGAGAAAGAGAGAGAGAGAGAGAGAGAGAGAGGGUAUAUGGAGUUAUGAUACGCGUACAUAAAUGUUGGAACAUUCCGUUCAGUCGACCUGCUCCUCCUCCUCCUCCUCCUCUUCCUUCUUCUCCUCCUUUUCUUCCCCUAAAAAAAACUUGUGACUAAAAAAUUUAAACUCUUUAGACAUUGGGUUUAGAGUGGACAGUUCGAAAGGAUGAGAUUAUCAUUUCGUUGUGAUUCGCACGCAUUGAUAAUCGUUUCUCACAAAAAAAAAAAACGAGAAAAAAUUCGUAAUCUUAAAAUUAUAAAGUUUAACUAUUGAUUUUCGGUAGGAGGUUUAGUUGAUUAAAGAAAAAAAAUAUUUAAAAAAAUUAAAAAAAAAAAAAAAAAAAAAAAAAAAAAAAAUAGAGAAUCAUUUGAGUAUACGAUUAUAUAAUAACACAUUACUUCAGCGUGUUUCUGAUAAAUUGGCGUAAUUGAGUUAUUGUGCGAUAGAAUGAAACAAAAAAAAUAUGCCAGAGAGAAAUUAGAAUUUAAGAGAAAUAAGAGAGAGAGAAAGAGAGAGAGAGAGAGAGAGAGAGAGAGAGAGAGAGAGAGAGAGAGAAAG
Molecule: messenger RNA, 5370 nt
Organism: Vespa velutina
Lineage: Eukaryota; Metazoa; Arthropoda; Insecta; Hymenoptera; Vespidae
Gene: 14-3-3zeta
Product: 14-3-3 protein zeta
Exons: 5
Coding region: 537-1280 (247 amino acids)
Biological process (GO): signal transduction
Cellular component (GO): cytoplasm
Source: RefSeq, a predicted model, not a curated record